AUGGACAACUCGACCUCUGGGGGCCUGCCCGCCCGAGUCCCCGCUUGGGGGCCCGAAACCGAGGAGCUGCUGGGUCUGAGCCAACUGCCCACGGAGCUGCUCGAGAUGGUGCUGAGCCACGACACGCCCUCACACAUGCUCGGGCGCUGCCGCCGGGUGUGCUGGCGCUGGCGCGCCCUGGUGGACUGCCAGGCCCUCACCUGCCUGCCCCCUGCCAACGACCCCAGGCCCUGCAUCCUGGGCCGCUUCUGCGAGCGCAGACCCAUAGGACGCAAUCUCCUCCUGAACCCCAAGGGCCUAGAAGUCCUCCAGAAAUCGAUGGUUGUGCACGGUUGUGGUGCCCUGGCUAUGGAGGAAAACUGGGAGGCCAUGCCUAGGGCCCCUUUGCAGAUCUGCUUCCAGUCUGCCUACAGGUGGUGUCACAAAAAGAAGCAAGUGUUGGACCUGGAGAAGGAGGGAUUUUGGCCAGAACUCCUGGAUAGUGGAAAGAUGGAGGUUUGUGUCUCUGACUGGUGGGCUGGCCGACAAGGCACUGACAAUAUAUAUCAUCUAAUUAUCCAACUUCUAGAUGCCAACCAGUCCGUCCUGGAUCAUUUCUCUUCUGUGCCUAUGCCCAUUCGGCAGUGGAGAAGCAAUGUCUCCUUUGAGGUCAACGAUGUGUUCUCCAACUUCAAGAAGGGCGUCCGCUUUGUGUCUUGUGAACACUGGGUCCAGGACAUGGAGUUCUUGUCUGAACAUUAUGGAGUCUAUCUGCCCAACUCCAGUGUAAUUGUGUGGGUCUGUCUGUCCUGUGGCAGCCGAGCCUGGUGA
Messenger RNA from Eubalaena glacialis (North Atlantic right whale), 810 nucleotides. RefSeq names its product F-box only protein 27-like. NCBI's taxonomy places the organism in Eukaryota, Metazoa, Chordata, Mammalia, Artiodactyla, Balaenidae. The record is from RefSeq and is a predicted model, not a curated record. Gene Ontology annotation, cellular component: SCF ubiquitin ligase complex; cytoplasm. The transcript is spliced from 7 exons. Gene Ontology annotation, biological process: glycoprotein catabolic process; SCF-dependent proteasomal ubiquitin-dependent protein catabolic process. Gene Ontology annotation, molecular function: ubiquitin protein ligase activity; protein binding. The coding region runs from base 1 to 810 and encodes 269 amino acids.